AUGAAGAUGUCGCUGGAUGGCUGUGUGCAAUUCCUGCUCCGCUUUCACCACUCAUGGCUGCGCCGGUAUCUGGCUCUUCUGCUCGCUGCCAUCACUCUGGGGGGCUCGAUACUCAAAGCCACGUAUGUCCUGCCUGAAUCUUACUUUUCCAAUCGACGCAACGCGCUCAACGUGUACUUUGUCAAACUGUCAUGGGGUUGGACCAUGGGCCUGCUUCUUCCUUUUAUUUUCACCUCAAACUACUUUGUCCAAAGAGAUGUUCUGUUUGCAUUACGGCGCAUAACUUCAUGUGCGGUAGGCACUGUUGUUUGGUUCCUCAGCACAAGGACCUUUCACAUUGUUGAAAAUUUCACAGGAGAAUGCUUUGAGUCCCAGAAUAUGACUGUUCUGCACGAAUUUGAAAAUAGGCGUGCUUGCAACAAACAAGGCCAUUUAUGGAUUGGCUUUGACAUCUCUGGGCACUCCUUCUUGUUGUCAUACUGUGUACUGAUGAUGAUAGAAGAAACAGCAAUCAUGAAUGAACUUCACAAAGUGGAACAAAAGCCGGGAAAGGCUACCUCCACUAUCAUUAAGUCACUCUUUAUUGCUUUAAAUGCAUUGUGUCUGUUGUGGAUUUGGAUGUUCUUCUGUACGGCAAUAUAUUUUCACGAUCUACCUCAAAAGAUUAUUGGAACCACUUUUGGACUUUCUGCCUGGUAUUUAACAUACAAGUUUUGGUAUAAGAAAUGGUUUUCUCCUGGAAUGCCUCCAGAAAUUGGGAACAAAAAUGAGUAAUUAGAAUUAAAUAUGCUAAUAAUAAAAUAUAUUCAAACAGUCAGUAUUCUCCAUACGUGUACCUUAAGUUGUUAAUGAACAGUAUGAGAGUAGACACCGGGACAAAUAUGGAAUGCCAGUAGAAAAUGAAACUAAAAUUGCCUUCCACAUAAGAAAACUAAUAAUUAAUAAACUAAAUAUAGGUUUAAAAAUUAUGUGUUUGGGGCAUUUUUGGAUUUUUUUGUUUACUUCAACUUUAUGGAAAUAUUGCUGAGGCAGAUUGAAUUUCACAAGUUUUUGAAAUAGAGUCUGACAUAAAAACUAAAAUCUAUCAGCAUGAAUUUGAUUGCUGGGCCAGGUAUUUUAAAGGAAAAUAUUUUGAUGUUUUAUCUAUUCUUCUCAAUAUAUCUGCAUAUGUUAAUCCAGUUAUAUAAUUAGAGGAAUUCUGCUUCCUCUUGCACGAGAUGCUGGUUUGUACUCUGGUUCUUUGUUAGAUUGUUAGGGUAAUAUGCACUAAAUUGUAUCUUUCUGAUUUUGCCAGUUCAUACUGUUAAGCACUUAAAAAAAUUGCUUUUCUUGAUUUAAAAUUAUCUAUCAUUUUAUAAAUAUUCACCUUAAGUAAAUAUUAACCUUAAGCAUUUAUAUAAAAAACUGGUCCAAUAAGUUAAUUUAAAAAAAAUUCAGGGACGUGUGUUAAAUCAUUAAAAUGUGUAUUUUUUUCCAGUAUUUUAUAUGUAUUAAAUGCAGAAUUCUGUAUAAAAUUUAACAAUCUACGCUAAAUUAUGUGAUAUAAAAAUUGCAAGUGCUUUCUUUAUUUGGUUACUGCAUGGCCUCUUGAAAUCUAAAGGUUGACUUCCAAAAAGUGAAUUAAGGAUGCUGUUUCACUGAAGCUAAAAUAAAGUUUUAAGAUCUGGUCGUUACAUUAAAUGCUGCAGGAGGGGGCUUUUUGGCCCAUCAUCAUUGCCAGGCCCCAGAGGAAGAAUUUUAUUAGUCUUGUACCUUUAUAACUCGUUAUUUCUCUCAUGUACUAAGAGCUUGUUAAGAACAAUUAGUUAAUUGCCAGCACAUGUGAAAGGAAACCAAUGUAGUCAGAGUGAGAAGAUGCGAACUCUCUACAGAUAGUACUCGAGGUGAGGAUUGAACUUGGAUUCCUGGAAUUGUCCCCUAUCAGCAUUAACUGGUGUAACACCACUAUGACAUGUCGUAAACCACUUGGUGAAAUACUGUUAUGGAAAUUGUACCUUCAGAAAAAGAUGCCAUUUAUUUUUGGACAACUCCUGUAGCAAGUUUGCAUUGCAAUGUCUGAUGGUGUUCAAAAGUUUUCGUUAUACUUAAGGUUAAUAUUUAUAAAUGUUAAAUGUAUAAAAAUACCAGCUUAGAAUUUCCUUGGAGCAGUGAGCUAUGUGCUAAACCUACCCUUGAGAAAAUCCUCUGCCAAGAAUUUCCAUUGUGAAGCUGUAUUUGAUCUGAUUAGUGCUGCUGUGGAAACUACAAUGCCUUCCAGUAAGUAAUCCCACAACUUCAGGAUGAACUGUCAGUUAAAUCCGUUAUGGAAAUAUUCAAACACUAUUUAAAAGUUAAGCACUAUAGUAUUUUUAAAGAGGUUGGAAAUAUGGAUUUAAACACUCAAGUUUGUUAAACACUCAACUCAAAGCAAAUUCCUGUCCUUCUGUCCCUUCCACACAGUUGAUAUCUGAUCAUCGGCUGAUAGGUUGUUCCUGGUUUGAGUUCAGUGGUCAGACCUUUUUUUAGAUUAGAUUAUGAGGACAUGCAGUCCUCUUUUACUGUCAUUUAGUAAUGCAUGCAUUAAGAAAUGAUACAAUAUUCCUCCGGUGUGAUGUCACAGAAACACAGGACAGACCAAGACUGAAAACUGACAAAAACCACAUAAUUAUAACAUAUAGUUACAACGCUGCAAGCAAUACCGUAACUUGAUGAAGAACAGACCAUGAGCACGGUAAAUAAAAGUUCAAAGUUUCUCGAAAGUCCCACAUCUCACGCAGACGGGAGAAGGAAGAAAAAUCUCCCUGCCAUGCCCGACCACGGUCCGACUCUUUAGUCUCCGAAAACUUCGUGCCUCCGACCAGCCCUCCGGCACCGAGCACCAUCUCUGCCGAACGCUUCGACCCCAGCCCCGGCCACCAGCAGCAGGCAAAGCCGAGGAUUUUGGGGCCUUCUCUCCGGAGAUUCUUGAUUGCACAGUAGCAGCGGCAGCGAACCGGGCAUUUCAGAAAUUUCUCCAGAUGUUCCUCCGUGCUUCUCACGUCUGCCUCCAUCAAAUCAGAAUUGUGCACGGUACCCUAUUUAACAAAUACGAUAUAAUCUUACCGGACAGACUGCGUAGCGCCGCCAUCUUCUCCUCCUGCCAUAACUGCCAGGAAACUGCACAAGAGUUAGUGCUUGAUGACUGAACUAUAUGAGGAGUUAUUGUUAGAAUGCAAUGGGAUGAUGGCAGCAAGCCCCUAAAGGGAGGUUGAAGUCAUCUGCGUUAGUGUAUCAGUACCUGUGAGUCCUGAACUUCAUGACAGUCAACUGGGGAAAUUCCUGUAGUUUCUUGUAAAGUUGCUGUGUUUUCAAAGGUAGGUGUAGGUGUAGGCGUGGUCCUUUUUUAAUGAUUGAUAUGCUGAAAGCAAAUUCAGGAAGGUACAUCUAUACAAUAUGCAGUGCAUAUAAUAGUUUUGAAAAAAGAUUGUAUGUUUUCAGUUCAUGACAGUGCCAUGGCGAACUUUGAGGAAUCUUGUAUUGGAAUUAUGUUUUAAGGUGGAAAUGCAAUAUUACUAUUUUUUUGCUUUCUUUUAACUGCUUUUCUAUUAGUUAUCCAAAUAGCUUGGUCUUGUACUAGUGUUUAUUUGAUUUGUAGUUCUGUCAUUGUUUUGAAUGAAAUGUAAGUUCUUUUAUUGAGAUGUACGCUGAUCCUGUUGUUAAAAGUUGGAAAGAUGAUGCUGUUUCAGCCAUAUAUUAAACUCAAACAUAUUAAGUGAAAUGAAGUGAGUAUAAUCGUAUGAGAAUUUGACAUAACUUUUUAUUAUGUGAAUAAUAUUUAAAAUCUUAAAUUUUUUUGCAAGUGAAAAUGACUGAAAUGGAACAUUAUGCCAUUUCCUGUUUAGACUACUUGUUAUAUCCAGAGGAAGUCUUUGAUCCAUCAGUUUGCAAUAGAAAACACAUGAUAAACAGCAUGUAAUUGUA
Mobula hypostoma (lesser devil ray) is the source of this 3939-nucleotide messenger RNA. RefSeq names its product fat storage inducing transmembrane protein 2 (gene fitm2). Gene Ontology annotation, molecular function: coenzyme A diphosphatase activity. The transcript has 2 exons. Bases 1 to 774 code for a protein of 257 amino acids. The record is from RefSeq and is a predicted model, not a curated record. Lineage: Eukaryota; Metazoa; Chordata; Chondrichthyes; Myliobatiformes; Myliobatidae. Gene Ontology annotation, cellular component: endoplasmic reticulum membrane. Gene Ontology annotation, biological process: phospholipid biosynthetic process; lipid droplet organization; lipid storage.